Messenger RNA from Anoplophora glabripennis (Asian longhorned beetle), 609 nucleotides. It is a transcript of the gene RpS27A, whose product is annotated as ubiquitin-40S ribosomal protein S27a. NCBI's taxonomy places the organism in Eukaryota, Metazoa, Arthropoda, Insecta, Coleoptera, Cerambycidae. Bases 98 to 568 code for a protein of 156 amino acids. Gene Ontology annotation, molecular function: ubiquitin protein ligase binding; structural constituent of ribosome; protein tag activity. The record is from RefSeq and is a predicted model, not a curated record. The transcript is spliced from 3 exons. Gene Ontology annotation, biological process: translation; modification-dependent protein catabolic process; protein ubiquitination. Gene Ontology annotation, cellular component: nucleus; ribosome; cytoplasm.
AUUGGCACUACUGGUUUUUCCUCACUUCCGUCUUGUGUCUGUCGUUUGUGUCCUUUUUUACAGCGUGUCAUGGUGGAGUAAAAGUUAACUCCGCAACAUGCAGAUUUUUGUAAAAACUUUGACAGGUAAGACCAUCACCCUUGAGGUUGAACCGUCAGAUACCAUCGAGAAUGUCAAAGCAAAGAUCCAAGACAAAGAAGGUAUCCCCCCUGAUCAGCAACGUCUAAUUUUCGCUGGGAAACAGUUAGAAGAUGGACGUACCUUAUCCGACUAUAACAUUCAGAAGGAAUCAACGCUUCAUCUCGUGUUGAGACUCCGUGGUGGCGCUAAGAAACGUAAGAAGAAGAAUUACUCUACACCCAAAAAAAUCAAGCAUAAGAAAAAGAAGGUUAAGCUAGCUGUAUUGAAAUUUUACAAAGUUGAUGAAAAUGGUAAAAUCCAUAGAUUGAGACGUGAAUGUCCUGCAGAACAGUGUGGCGCUGGUGUCUUUAUGGCAGCCAUGGAGGACCGCCAUUACUGCGGUAAAUGCGGUUAUACAUUGGUUUUCUCCAAACCAGAAGAUAAGUAAUGCGACAUUAUAUUAUUAAGAAAUAAUUCUUAUUAAAAAAA